Molecule: messenger RNA, 1146 nt
Organism: Penaeus chinensis
Lineage: Eukaryota; Metazoa; Arthropoda; Malacostraca; Decapoda; Penaeidae
Product: glutamate-gated chloride channel-like
Exons: 8
Coding region: 1-1146 (381 amino acids)
Biological process (GO): chemical synaptic transmission; chloride transmembrane transport; nervous system process
Cellular component (GO): membrane; neuron projection; synapse
Molecular function (GO): chloride channel activity; neurotransmitter receptor activity; extracellular ligand-gated monoatomic ion channel activity
Source: RefSeq, a predicted model, not a curated record
AUGUGGAUAUUCAGAAGCCUUGCUCGAAGGCAAUUUAAGUGGUCAGUUAAAAACAUUGCUAAGCAUGCCGUUGACAAAGACCAUGCGAUGAUCACGUUGCCAGACAUGCCCCACAAGAAUAGCCUCUCCAGUCAUCGAAGGGAAGCCAAGGGCGGAACGAGUCAACCUCCUGCUCCGAAUGCUAACAAUACUAGGAACAUCACCAACAGCAAGAAAAGAUCAACAGUAACAACAAACAUGAUGGGCCGAAGUGAGCAGAUGAUGGCUGAGAGGACGCUAUUGAUUUCCAUGACGCUCUCGUGCCCAAUGAACCUCAAGCUGUACCCGCUCGACACGCAGGUCUGCCUGCUGCUCAUGGCGUCGUACGGCUGGACGACCGAUGACCUGCUGUUCCUGUGGGAGGAUAACGAGCCGAUCCAGGUGACCAAGAACCUCUACCUGCCGCGCUUCACGCUCGAGCACUUCGUCCCCGCCUACUGCAACAGCAAAACCAACACAGGCGAGUACAGCUGUCUCCAGGUGAACCUGAUCUUCAAGCGCGAGUUCUCCUACUACCUGAUCCAGUACUACAUCCCCUGCUGCAUGCUGGUCAUCGUGUCGUGGGUGUCGUUCUGGCUCGACCAGUACGCCGUGCCCGCCCGUGUCGCGCUCGGCGUCACUACCCUGCUCACCAUGUCCACCCAGACCGCCGGCAUCAACCAGUCUCUGCCUCCCGUCUCCUACACUAAGGCCAUUGACGUGUGGACGGGCGUGUGUCUCACCUUCGUGUUCGGGGCGCUGCUGGAGUUUGCGCUCGUCAACUACGCAUCGCGCUCAGACUUCCAGCGGAAGAAGCAGCGACGCCACUGGGAGAUGGAGUCCCAAGCAGCCUACGAUGCCUCCGUCAUGGAGAACGGCUUUCCCGCUUUCGCCAUGAGGCCGCUGGUACCGCCCUUCCGCGACGGCGGGCCGGCGCACCUGCGCUCGUGCGAGGUGCACCUGCAGGGCGCCCCGACCAACUGCUUCCAGACGUGGCUGGCCAAGUUCUCCACCCGCAGCAAGCGCAUCGACGUCAUUGCCCGCAUCACCUUCCCGCUGGUGUUUGCACUCUUCAACGUCGCCUACUGGAGCGCCUACCUCUUCCGGGACGACGAGAUGCAGAUCUAA